UGGAAUGAACAUGUUUAGUAAAAGUCGAGGAUUUCGAGGCUUCCAAACGACUUAAAAUCCAGACAGAGACUGCACACGUUGGUCGUAUGUAUCAAUUUAAAACACCCACCUGCAGCCCGCACCUGUAACGUUAGCUAAAUUGUCGGUUGGAAAGCACUGGUUUGAAUCUUGGCUAGCUAACGUUAACAGGAUAGCUAGCUAAUGUUACACAUCAGUGGCUCCUUGUUGCCCUUAGAAAUUAACCAAGGUCUAACGUUAUAAAUAUGAUUAAGUGUUUGUCAAAAGAAGUUCAAGGUAAGCUUCGGUCUGGAAUAGCAAUAUUUUCAUUACAGCAGUGUCUUGAAGAGCUUAUUCUGAACAGUAUUGAUGCUAGUGCAACAUGCGUGGGUGUGAGGGUGGACAUCGAAGCCUUCAAAGUGCAGGUUAUAGACAAUGGCUCAGGGAUGGACAUAGAGGAUAUGGAGUCUGUAGGAAACAGAUACUUCACAAGCAAAUGCAGUUCUUUAGAGGACCUAGAUCAUCUCAAAUUCUAUGGAUUCAGAGGAGAAGCUGUUGCCAGUAUUGCUAAUCUCGCCAUGCUGGUGGAGAUAUCAUCCAGGACCAAAAUGUCUGUGAAGACUCAUGUGAAAGUCUUCAAGGAUGGUAAAGGCUUGGACGUGUUUGAGGCUGAGACUACCCGCCCAUCUGCAGGGACAACUGUUGUUAUUUGUAACUUCUUCCACAACAUGCCAGUGAGGAGAAACAGGAUGGAUAGCGUGCUGGAGUUUGAACGGAUCAGGCAGAGAGUGGAGGCCAUUUCACUCAUUCACCCCUCUGUCUCUUUCACGCUGAAGAAUGACUGCACAGGGACCAUGGUGGUGCAGCUCUCCAAAGCCCGAAACACUUACUACAGGUUUGUUCAGAUCCAUGGUUUAGGUAGGGCCCAAAAGCUUGGGGAAAUCAACCACUCCCAUGCACAGUUUGAAGUAAGUGGUUAUGUAGGACGAGAAGGCCACUACAACAACACCUUACAGUUCCUCUAUGUGAAUGACAGGCUACUUCUCAAAACCCGCAUCCACAAGCUGCUGAACCUUCUCCUACGUAAAGUAGGCAGUUUAAGUCGGCAGAAUGACAGCCCUGGUACACCACCUGCCAUUAGGAGCCCAAAGCAGAGAAGAGGAGCCGAGCUACAUGCAAUGUAUGUCAUCAAUAUCAUGUGCCACUACUCUGAGUAUGACAUAUGCCUUGAGCCCGCCAAGACCCUGAUUGAAUUCAAAGACUGGGAAAGUAUUCUGUUCUGCAUAGAAGAGGCGGUGAAAGCAUUCCUGACAAGAGAGAACUUGGUGAGUGAAAUCUCCCCAGAGGAUAUCCAGGACUACAUAUGUAAGAAUGUGUUUAGUGGCCAAACAGCUAGCACAGAUGGAGUUAAGGACUCCAUUGGCAAAGGUGUCCAAACACACAUGGAGGGUGUUACCCUGGAAUGUAAUGUUGGAAGGACCCUUGCAUCUGAACCUGUUCAUCGACGGCAGACAGAAGACUCUGACAAGAUGAAAAGUGUUUGUCAGACAUGUGAUGGAGUUGAAUCAGAGCAGGGUGACAGAGUAGGAAAACCAAGGGACAAGGAGGUCCUUACGGGUUUUGAACAAGAGCAUAAUACCACAAACCCACAAUGUCGACCAAGCUCAGUAGAUACAGACCAAGGUCUACAGUAUGAUUCAAUUACAGAUUCAUCAGUUACGGAUUCAUCAGAGUCUUACAAGGAAGUUACGAAAGAGAAUGAAAGCAAUGCACAUCUGAAAUCUGCUAUUUCUUGUCCUGAAUCAUCUCAGCAUAGUCUUAUCUUUAAGACAAAGGGAGAAAAUCUGAAAAUGAGUAUAGAAGAAGGAACAGAGAUGAAGGAUAAUAAAAGAGAGCAUGUAUCCCUCUCAAGAUGCACUGUGAGAGCACCAUGUUCUCUCACUCAGGGAAUCCAGUCAGAGAUGGGCUCUAUCAAACAGACACUACCUCAACCACAGGACACAGAACUGAAUCCAGGUGGACACAGAAAGAUCUUUCUAUCACAUCCAUACAUUCAUAGCAGUUUACCCUCUCAGAAAUGUCUCUCCCACCAGAGUAGACAAGGGCUAGCGUUAGAAUCUAGAGAGAAACUUGCAACAAAACGAAAAUGGCCUAUGGUGGAGGGCCCAGGCCAUCUUCACGUUUACGACAGAGAAGGUAAGGACCUUCCCACUGGCAUCCCUUCAAAGAUUUCUACGUUCAUGUCAUGUCAAAAGCUGUCUUUAUAUAAAGAGGCUGGAUCUCUGGACAGGUUCAGAAGAAUAUACGGGAAGCUUACCGAAUCCAAUCCAGUUCCUGUCGACGUUAAUAGCAAUUAUUUAGCAAUUGAUGCCACAGCUUCCCAGACCGAACACUUGGUUAUGAAUGCCAAGGCUGUUUUGCCCUAUCUUGAAGCGGAUCAAGAAAGGGAUGUCACAGAGUCACGUCUGGAUCUGAUGAAAGACCACAAAAGCCCAUUAACACUCUCCAUGUUCACCAAACUCAAAUCUCUCUCUGCUCGGAGCAGUGAAAUAUCUUUGGCUGCCAAACUCUCUCAAUUAAAACACCAAAGGGCAGAGGUUGCAACCAGUGCAUUUGUACAUCCUCCAGAGACUACUUCAAAUGAGGAUAUAUGUCCCCAGGACACUGUAGAAAACAAUGCUAUUCUAGAAAUCAAUAAUGGAGAACAACACAAUAACACUGGCCAGAAUCGUGACUUCAUCCCGGGCUGCAGUACAAAUCCUCUGCCAGAUGAAAAGGAAGCGAACAAUGUCACAGCAUCAUGUGAUUGGCUGCAUCACUAUGACGACGCUGUGGGGAAGCUGGUCUACAUCAACAAAGUGACAGGACUCAGUAAAUAUGAAGCACCCUCUGCUGAAGAGACACAAGUGUCUUGCACGUCAGAUGUCACCAACAUGGCAAUCAGUGUCAUCUCCAAAAAAGAUGACAUUCAGGACUCUAAUUCACUGUCCUCCCUGUACUCUGAGUGGACUAACCCUGUGUUUGCACGACCUCCUAUGGUAGGUGUGGACAUAUCAAGUGUGCAAGCUGAAGGACUGGCUGUGAAGAUCCAUAACAUCCUCUUUCCAUACCGCUUCUCCAAGGACAUGAUUCACUCAAUGAAGGUUAUUCAUCAAGUGGAUAAGAAGUUUCUUGCAUGUCUUAUCAACACACAAGACCAAGAGCCUGCGGCCUGCAGUGAAACUGAUGGGAACCUUUUAGUGUUAGUGGAUCAACACGCUGCGCAUGAGAGAGUUCGUCUUGAGAAUCUAGUUGCAGAUUCGUACGAGGAUGAUCCAGAGGCACCGGGGGAGAGACGGCUAUGCUCAUCCACUGUAGCCCCACCACUGGAGGUCAGCGUGACAGAGGAGGAGCUGAGGCUGCUCAGGUCCUGCCGGCCAUCCUUGAGGGGCCUGGGUCUGGAGAUGCAGUUCUCGCAGAUAGGAGAUCCCCAGGUCCUGGUGGGGAAGGUGCCAAUGUGUUUCACAGAGAAGGAGAGAAAUGAACUCCGCCGGGGGAGGCGUUCUAUCAUCAAGCCCAUAGUGGAGGAGUACCUUCAAGAGCAGAUUGAGUUACUGCGUUCAACUGGCAGAGUGCGAGGGACAUUGCCUCUUACGGUACUUAAAGUCCUCGCCUCCCUUGCAUGUCAUGGUGCAAUCAAAUUCAAUGACCGCCUCAGUAAGGAGGAGUGUUGCAGCCUGGUAGGCGCUCUAUCUUCAUGCCAGCUGCCCUUCCAGUGUGCCCAUGGCCGCCCAUCCAUCGCCCCGCUGGUAGACGUCCUUCACUUGAAUGACCAAGAGGAACCACCGAGACCAAACCUCAGAAAACUGAGAAGAAUGUACAAAGCCUGGGAACUUUAUGGAAAUAGAUAAGUGUGCCAACAUUGUCAAA
Molecule: messenger RNA, 3906 nt
Organism: Salvelinus namaycush (lake trout)
Lineage: Eukaryota; Metazoa; Chordata; Actinopteri; Salmoniformes; Salmonidae
Gene: mlh3
Product: mutL homolog 3 (E. coli)
Exons: 11
Coding region: 264-3887 (1207 amino acids)
Biological process (GO): mismatch repair
Cellular component (GO): mismatch repair complex
Molecular function (GO): mismatched DNA binding; ATP-dependent DNA damage sensor activity; ATP binding
Source: RefSeq, a predicted model, not a curated record